GACACAAAGCUCGCUUCAGCCUUUUUCUUUGCCAAUUCGCACAGAGCUGUACUGGGAGUCGCAGCUCAGAAACUGUAGUGCUGAACUGAAAAAAUCAGCUUUGUUUCGUACAGAGGGUAACGCCCACCCUGCCCCCUUCCCCUCUUUUUUUUCUUUUUCAAAAGUAAGAACCUGAAACAAAAAAAUCUGAAAUAUUAUCUCAGUCCAGCGGGCGUUUGGAGUUAUGAGUUAAACAUCUGAAAGGGAGAAAAAUGAGGAGCCCGCACAAUAAUGGAAGUCCAAGUUUAUUCGCAUUGGUAUCCUGUCUCAGCCCUGAAAAUAAACAGCUUCACAAAGAAUGCACGUGGAGAGUACACAUGGUCAUGUUUUAGGAAUCUGGAGAGUUAAAAACCUGGCAGACUACACUUUUCAGCGCAAUCUUCACCGCAAGAACAUGGUACAUUGAGCAGCUGUUUCUUCUUACAGGGCAGAGGACAGCAGCAUGAUAGCAACUGGGGGUGUAAUAACAGGGCUGGCAGCCUUAAAGAGGCAGGACUCGGCCAGAUCCCAGCACCAUCUGCCUGUGCCUACACCACCCUCUCCGCAGGAGAAAAAGAGAGCAAAGCGGAAGCCCCGGGCAGACGUGGUGGUUGUUAGGGGCAAGAUCAGAUUAAACUCCCCUUCUGGGUUUUUUCUUAUUCUUGGGAUAUUGAUCUCAAUGAUCGGGAUUGCAAUGGCGGUGCUUGGUUACUGGCCUCAAAAGGAGCAUGUCUUAACAACAGAAUCAAAACUAUCAACUAACGACACACAUGUUACACGGGACCAUGGUGGGAUGGUAGCUCAGUUUUUUGAGCAGCACUUGCAUUCUGAAAAAAUGAAAAUGCUGGGACCUUUCACCAUGGGCAUUGGCAUCUUUAUUUUUAUUUGUGCUAAUGCCAUACUACACGAGAACAGAGACAAAGAGACCAAAGUGAUACACAUGAGAGAUAUCUACUCCACUGUUAUUGACAUACACAGCCUGAGGAUCAAAGAACAGAAGUGCAUGAAUGGGGCCUACACUGGUCCAAUCGGGGAAUCUGAGGUGAAAAUGUAUGAGAACCAAUGUGCUUCAAAGUUAGCUGCUAAUACUCUGUUGACUUUCUCUGGCCUUGGUAAUGAUGCCAGGGUAACACGGCAAGAGAGAUCUAUUGAGGAUUAUGGUUUAGCUAAUGAAGCCAAGGGGCACUCAUGCCUCCUACUUCCAAUACGCAAAGAAGGAUCUGGUUCUGUCUUUCACCUCCAGACAGAAAGCAGCAGGUUAAAAGAUGACAAAAAUAUUAGCUCUAAAAAAUGUGAAACCAAGUCUAUUGUCUCAUCUUCAAUUAGCGCUUUCACGCUUCCUGUAAUUAAACUGAAUAACUGUGUGAUUGAUGAGCCUGAUAUAGAUAACAUAACAGAGGACUCUGAGUUCAGCAGAGGUAAAUCUCGACAGCCUUCCAUGGAUUCCUUAGCAGUUCCUUCAAUGGAUAUCAGUGAAACGUACAAACCUCCCAACCCUCUGCUUCUAAGGAGCAACUCAGCUGCAGAGUCCCCAACCUUCUCAUCCCAAUCCUCCCUCUCUACAGGAUCAGCAAGUGGGAGAUACUUAUCUCCUGGAGUUGCCCGGAAAGAUUUUGGGUCCAAAACUUCUCUCCACAUACUGUCUGCCCAUUCCAAAUCCUUAGAUUUAGAUAGAGGACCUUCCACGUUAACUGUUCAGCCUGAACAAAGGAAACAUCCUAGCUGGCCAAGGCUGGACCGCAGCAACAGCAAAGGCUACAAAAAACUUGAGGAUAAUGAGGAUCCAAUGGACAGAUUGCUGGUCCCACAGAUGUCUAACAAAAGGGAUUAUACUAAAAAGGAAAAACUGCUUAUGAUCUCAAGGUCUCACAAUAACCUGAGCUUUGAACAUGAUCAAUUUAUGAGCAACACCUUAAAGCGAGGAACAUCAGAAACAAGAUUCUAAAUGCAUUUUUUUUUUUAAAUAUAAAUGUCCGUCAUGAUCAAAGUUUAUGGAAAACUACUGUUUGCAAUAAACUGGAUGUCCUGAAUGGUAAACUUUACUAGUUUGUGGCCUAGGUGGUGGAAGCUAUUUGCAUAAAAACUGGGAAACUUAAGACAUAUCUCUGUAACUUGACCAUAAUCAGCUAUUGCAAGAGAAAACACAACCAAUCAUGGUUUGAAAGAAAUCUUAACAGCAGCGAAUACAUUACACUAAUGUGUAAAGUAUAGCUACAUUUUUUUUUUUUAAAUGCUGAAACUUGGAAUGGACAUUCUUUAGGAAGGUAUAUUUUAUGAAAUUGCAUCUGAUAAAGUUUGUACAGUGACCUAUAUAAAGUGUUAUUUUUAUCCAAGAUGGGCCCUUGCUUUUUUAAUAUAAAAUGUACUUGGUCUUUUUACUGGAAGGCCAAAGUGUAAGAUGGUUUGCUAUGAUCGACUUGAUAUUGACAGAACUGUUUGUAGAUAAGGAGAUGUUUGUUAUCCUCAUGUCAGAGAUGUACUGGGUUGUAAAUAGAUAUGUAUGCAGUAUAUCCAAAGAAUAUACCCCUGCAAUCCUUACAUGAAUGAUUUAUAUUUCACUGUGCACUUCAAGCUAAAAUGUAGGUUAUUUACAUUAUGGGCCGGACCAAAUCAAAGUUAGCACUUGGCGAACAAGGACGCGAAAGAAUUUGCGGUAAUAAAACACAAGAAAAAUUCCAAGUGAAAUCUCGCAGAACCAAAACAAGCCCUUUUCGCCCUUCAAAAAGCAGCUAUCGCUUGUUAACUAGUGGGUUGAGAAGGGGAGUGGUUUGCUAUCACCCAACCAAAUCUACUCAAUUCCAGCUAUAAAUCACAUCGCAAGACUUUCGCAGGACCGGGUUUUAUAGUCAACUUCGAACUUGUUGAAAGCUAUUGCGUAUUAAGCAAAUAGUAAAAAAAAAAUAACAUUAAACAUCCUGAUGCAAAAAACAGUAAAUGCCUCAAGAUGCUCCACUGACCUCAUAUAUCAAACACUUGCACACAACACUGAAUAAUAUGCAGUAUAAAAUCUUAUUAUAUGUAUUAUUCCUGUUAUUGUCAUAAUAUAUGUUGUGUUUGUUGCACCCUUAAACAAAACACGCACAAGACCGUUUUCUUUAGCCUACUAUUUUUUUUUUCCACAGUUCGAGUUAAAUGUUUAAUAAACCAAUACGUACAAACAAUAAACUCUUUUCUGCUCACGGAGAGCUUUGCGUGGCACAGUGUCUCUUUCAGUGAUGGUAAAGCUUUUUAGAUAUAUUUUCUUUUAUUUCUUAUCUUUGUAGUAAGCUACGACUAUGGAAGAAAUAAUAAUAAUAAUAAAAUACAACUACCCAAAAAAAUCUGCAAUCACCUUUUUUUUUCUCACGGCACUGGAUAGCAUUUCAUUCGACUUCUUAUUGUAUAAUAUGUACCGGUACUGAUCCUGGCGACAGUGUUACGUUGGUUUUUGGAUGUUCUGUUCACCCCAAGUUUUUUUUGGUUUUGUUUUUAUCAGCAUUUUAAUUUUAUAAUACUCACACAGUUUUUCUUUGUUAACUUUGUUGACAUUUUUUUUUUUUUUUUGGUAGUCUUCGUUCUUGUGCAGUUAUAGCCUACUAUACAGCCUUGUGCACAACAGGCCUCUGGGCAGCACCGUGCCAGUCGGGUAUGAGGAUGCUGGCAUUGCAGGGUGCUGACACAAACUGGGCACAGUAUGGAUUUUUACAAAAAUCAUGAAAACAAUGUGGCACGCUUUCAAAAGAGAGACAGAACAAUGCAGCAUGAUUCUGACGUUGUGGAAACGAGGUCCGUAUUCAAUAUUUUACACAAUAAAAAUAAAAGCAGAUAAUUUUUCUUCUUCUUAUUAAACAUAUUUUUAUUAUUAUUUCUACUAGUAGUAGUUUUAUGUAAUAGCAUUCACUGAUAUUCAAACGAAACAGUAGUACAACACAUUUUUAUUUUAUUUUUUUCUGCCCUGGCUGUCUUCACCUGCCUUUUCGCGUGUUACUGCCUUGUUUCCGCCCCUUCAAAAGGUCACAAAUACCGGCUGGUGAUUGGUCAACAGCUGUUUUCAUGUUGCUUUCGGCGGUCCCUCCUACUCCUGCGAAGCUUCUCUCCGCCCCUUUCGCGGAUUGGAAAUGGCUAGUUUUGGUUUCGGGAGAAAGAAAAUGUGAUAUGGAAAGUAGCGAUAUUGACCAAAGACAUUGUAUUUAUCUUGCUCUUAAUUGUAUUAUUACUUGUACUGUGAUUCUUGAAAUGUAUUUUUGGUUACGACUGUAAGUCGCCCUGGAUAAGGACGUCUGCUAAGAAAUAAACAAUAAUAAUAAUAAUAAUAAUAAUCACAUAAACACUCUUUCGCAAGAGCGAUGGGGUUUGAUUUGGUCCGGCCCUAUGAGACAUGUUUGUAAAAAAUAUCAAUUAUCCAGUGCAGUAGGGUGGAUGCGUAAAGCAAGGUAAACAAAAUACUGACUAACGUACCUUCAACGAACUGGUAAAUCUUUGGCCUGAAUCUUUAAACAAAGGUUAGUCUUCAGGAAGUCAUUCAAGUGAACUCUUUAAUUGUAAGAGUUUUCAUAUGUUCUGGUAUCUUCUUUUCUUCUGUCAUCUUUUAUGGGCUUUCUAGCAGUCCUGUGUGAGAUCAGUGCUCAGGUAUUGAAUUUUUUUUUUUGUUUGACCCAUAUAGUAAGCUGUGAUUAAAACCUUUGACGUUUACUUCACGUUGGUGAAAAUAUUGAAAAACAAAAAUUGUACUUUUACAUAUAGCAGUAAAUGUUAACACGCUAAUAACAAAGAAUUGAACGUUGCCCAUGUUUUAUGUGUCAAGCAGUAUUACUGGGAUGUAUACGUAUUUGUUUAAACUUUGAGUCUGUUUACUGUACCACAGUUGGCUAGAUAUUGUGUAAUGGAGCUUUUAAUAAUUUGUAGUUUUCCAUAUACUUAAGGAAAAACUGACAAGAAUUAAAACAUUUCACAUGUUGAAAUCUAACAUGAAAUAUUGCACUACUAUUAUGCGAUAUUAUUUUGUAGUUUCUUUAAUUACAUGAUGUUAAAUAAAAUAUCUAAAUUAUGUUAAUGGUUUUAUUUAUUUAUUUAUUUAUUUUUAUUAUUUCUCAAUCCUUAAAUUCUAGGUGAUGCAAAGCUUUUGGCCAUAGAUGUAUUUGUGCACCGAAAUAUCAAAUGUAACCUUAAGCAUAAGUAUACAUACAUCACAAUAUAUAAUAUAGUGUACUAACACUUUACCUUGUGGCUGAAUGGCUAAUAUAACAAAGAAGACUAAUAGCAGGAGGCAGCAUUGCAUGUUGGUCUAAAUAUUGUG
Messenger RNA from Acipenser ruthenus (sterlet), 5293 nucleotides. Its product is annotated as transmembrane protein 200A-like. Lineage: Eukaryota; Metazoa; Chordata; Actinopteri; Acipenseriformes; Acipenseridae. The transcript is spliced from 3 exons. The coding region runs from base 482 to 1963 and encodes 493 amino acids. The record is from RefSeq and is a predicted model, not a curated record.